UAAUUUAUUGUUUUCUAAUGUAUUCUGAUGUAUAUUUAUAAUGCAACUUAUAGUUUACAAAAUUUGGAAUCUAAACAGUACUAUAGUACUCUUAAAGAAAUAAUAUUGUGUGAUAUAACGUAAAAUAUAUACCUCAAUUAUUGAUCGAGGGGAUAGUCGUAGUAAAGGCGAUCAAUAAGAAGGCCAGUACAGGUGCGAUACAGAAGAAGUAUGGCAGGUGUUCUACUUCGAAGUCUUCAUACUUUGGAAAGUUCAGCAAAUGAACCUACCGCCAAGUGGACCGUUCCUUUAAGCGAUGGAAAUCACGUGGUGGAAUUUGAACAUGGUACAGCAACAGGUCGACGUAUAGUCAAAGUUGAUGGCGACCAAAUAGUUCACAGAGAUUGGAUGUUUCGUUUGGUCGGUGACGAAGUCUUUAUGUUCAAUAACACUAAAUUCGUGAUUAGAGUCGAUCCGAUGCCAGGUUUGAGAUAUUCUUACUCGUUGUGGGUUAAUGGGAAGAGCUACAAGCAAUUUGUCCAGUCGCAAACAAAGAUAUUGGAGACUUGGUUGGCCAAAGUUGGAAAUGAGGAAUAUAGGGUUGUAUUAGACAAACACGCUCACAGUGUUUGGGUAAACGGAGAAGAAGUGGAAGUCGAGAACGAAUUCAUGGACGGUGGUGCAGAGAUUCUCUUCACCGUUGGAGAUUUACAGGCUGCAAUCAGAUCUUACAGUUCAGAACAAAAAGAGAUUGGUAUAGCGUACACUCUAUAUAUUAAUGAUGUUGAAAUACAGCAAGAAGUUUUAUUGGAAGCGUCCUAAUUAAAAUAUGUCUCGAUCUACAUAUUUAUUAUGCUAGAUUUUUAUAUCCGACAUUAAUGAUUUUGAUAAAUAUUUAUCGUCGCUAGUCAGAAAUUAAAUGCAACAUUAAAUAACCGCACAAAGUGUGACGCACAUUUUUUAAACAAUAUUAUUGUGAUUACAGUAAAAUGUUCAAUUUGCUCACUUUACCAACCAAUGUGCCAUGCAAUUUUGUGUAAUUUUUACAACUAUGAUAAAUGUAAUGUAAAAAUCAUUGAGUGCACACACAGUGUAAUGUGAAGUUAUUAAUUUUGGCUAGCUAAAAAAUACUUGUUGAGAAUUACUUGAAAAUAGCUAGAAAGAAUAUAAAAAAUAUAUUUCACGUGACAUGUAAAAAUUGCAAAAUGUAUGAUAGAAUUGUAUAAAUAAAUGUGUUUGUACAUUGUGUGAAAUAUUAUGUUUUUUAUAGUGAAAAAUUUUUAAUAAUCCGUAAGAACGCUAAAUUUGGAGAAGAAAAAUGUCGCGAUACCGAACUUUUAGUAUCGGAGCUCUAUUGUUAACCUGUAAACCAGAUGAAUUGUAUUAUUAUGAAGGUAAAAAGAGAUCUAUUAUAACAAAUGUGAUUAUAUAAAUUUAUGUGUGUAACAA
Messenger RNA from Nylanderia fulva, 1428 nucleotides. Its product is annotated as fas apoptotic inhibitory molecule 1. The record is from RefSeq and is a predicted model, not a curated record. NCBI's taxonomy places the organism in Eukaryota, Metazoa, Arthropoda, Insecta, Hymenoptera, Formicidae. Gene Ontology annotation, biological process: negative regulation of extrinsic apoptotic signaling pathway via death domain receptors.